Apaloderma vittatum (bar-tailed trogon) is the source of this 1994-nucleotide messenger RNA. It is a transcript of the gene MYOCD, whose product is annotated as myocardin. The record is from RefSeq and is a predicted model, not a curated record. The transcript is spliced from 6 exons. Lineage: Eukaryota; Metazoa; Chordata; Aves; Trogoniformes; Trogonidae. Gene Ontology annotation, biological process: smooth muscle cell differentiation; cardiac muscle cell differentiation. The annotation marks the transcript as partial.
UCCAAAUCAUCCAAUGAUAGCAAGAACCGUCACAAGAAGCCCAAGGACACCAAGCCCAAGGUGAAGAAGCUGAAGUAUCACCAGUACAUCCCUCCGGACCAGAAGGCGGAGAAGUCCCCUCCACCCAUGGAUUCUGCAUAUGCCAGGCUCCUCCAGCAGCAGCAGCUCUUUCUGCAGCUCCAGAUCCUCAGCCAGCAGCAGCAGCAGCAGCAACAGCAGCAGCAGCAGCACUUCAGCUACCCAGGGAUGCACCAAGGCCAGCUAAAGCAAUCAAAUGAGCAAAUGGCCAAAAGUUCAAAUUCUUCAUCAGCUUCUGUCAACACCACCCCUCUUUCUCCUGUGAAAACCACCUUUUCAGGCCAGACUUGUGUCUCAUCUAUCAAGCCAGGCCCACUGCCGUCUAACCUGGAUGAUCUGAAAGUGUCGGAACUGAGACAGCAGCUCCGAAUACGAGGCUUGCCUGUGUCUGGUACCAAAACAGCACUGAUGGAACGGCUGCGGCCCUUCCAGGAGUGUGGCAGCAACACGGUGCCAAACUUCAGUGAGAUCACCACCGUCACCUUCCCAGUAACUCCGACAAGCACCCUGUCGAGUUACCAGUCGCAGUCCUCCACCAGCAUGUUAUCGAACGGCUUCUACCACUUUGGCAGCACCAGCUCCACUCCGCCCAUCUCUCCAGCUUCCUCUGACCUCUCUGUGAGCGGCUCUUUGCCAGACACGUUCAAUGAUGGGCCCAUGUCUUCUCCACAGUUCGGUCUCCAGCCAUCUCCAGUUCAUGGUAGUGCUGAAGAAAGCCUCAUGAGUAGCAUGAAUGGAGGGAGCAUCCAGCUGGAGCUGGAAGGGAUUGACACAGAGAAAGACAAGAUGCUGGUAGAGAAGCAGAAGGUCAUCAACGAACUAACGUGGAAACUGCAGCAAGAGCAGAGGCAGGUGGAGGAGCUACGGAUGCAACUCCAGAAGCGGAAGAGAAGCAAUGGCCUUGAGGAGAAGCAGCAACCCACUCAGCAUUUCUUUGGUGUCCCCAUCAAGCAAGAAAACACAGUGUCCAGCUGCCCAUUUGCAUCCAAACAAACUGCCUUGAAAGGCCAGGCCAGCAGCUCGGAUAAGUUAAGUAACUGUGGGGUGCCGCAGCUGCCUCACAUUGUAAAUAGCCACUGCUUGGAGCCUGCGGGGCAAAGCACCAUCACCUCCUCCACAUUCCUGAGCCCGCAGUGCUCCCCCCAGCACUCUCCGCUCGGGGCUGCAGAGGGGCGCAGCGGGUCCCCUCAGACCAACAGUUGCCUUCGCACGGCGCCGCAGAUGACGCGAAGUCAACAGAUGGACGAGCUCCUGGACGUGCUGAUUGAGAGCGGAGAAAUGCCAGCCAAUGCCAAGGAAGAUCGGUCCUGCCUCCAGAAAGUACCUCAGAUAACAGUGUCUACAGGGAACUCCAGCGCUUCGCUCCCGAAGUCGUCCACCCCGUUCGAGCAGGUCCCCUCCGGGCAGCUCUCCUUCGAGCACUGUCCAGGCAGCAGCGAUGCUCACCUCGAGGUCCUGCUCAACACCCACAGCCCCCUGGGGAGGGUCAGCGAAAUCGCCCUGCUGAAGAUGGGGGGAGAAGAGUCCCACUUCGAAGGGAUGAUGGAGGGCUUCUCCGGCAAAGCCGCAGAUGAACUGCUCACCUCCCAGGAGAUUUUACAGACUCCCCUCUCGCCCAUGGACACCCAGCUCUCCCCUUCCCCUGCCGAUGGCUCUGGUUUACAUAUGAGUUUCACUGAGUCUCCGUGGGAAACGAUGGAAUGGCUGGACCUCACACCCCCCAGCUCUGCCACCGGCUUCGGCUCUCUCACCCCUGCAGGUCCCAGCAUCUUCAACAUUGAUUUCCUAGAUGUUACUGAUCUCAAUCUAAACACCAGCAUGGACCUGCACCUGCAGCAGUGGUGAAAGGGAGGGUGGUAGAGGCAGGAUACCGCAGCAGCCAGCACAGCAUUUCUGUCACGCUGGAGAACACGCAG